This is a messenger RNA of Linum trigynum, 1297 nucleotides long. NCBI's taxonomy places the organism in Eukaryota, Viridiplantae, Streptophyta, Magnoliopsida, Malpighiales, Linaceae. The record is from the annotation of a GenBank genome assembly.
GCCUGGGCGGUCUUAUUAAAUCAAGUACGUCAGACUCAAAGCCUGUAAAAUGGCUGGGCCUGGAAGUGGCACUGUUGCAAUUUGCAUAUAGCCAAGAUCUCUGCCUUUUCCAAUGGACGCACCACUUCCAAGCUUCUUCAGAGUCAUCCUUCCUUCCAUACUCGAGAAAAAGAAGCUGAAGCUGCCCCUGAAGUUCGUCAAAAUGCACGGGUCCGAACUCGGGUCGACGGCUGCACUUACCUUACCGAACGGUAGAGUGUGGAAGGUUGGCGUGGAGAAGGUGACGAGCAACGACAGCGAGGAGAUCUGGUUCGGAGACGGUUGGGGUGAGUUUGUGGCGCACCACUCCAUUUCCGCAGGAUUCUUUCUGGUGUUUGAGUGCCAGGUGGGUCGCUCUGCCUUCGCCGUCAGCAUCUUCGACUUCACCACUUGCUCAAUCGAGUAUCCGAAGACCGAGCAGCUCGAUGAGGAUCAGACGGGUUCCCCUCAUUGCAUCGUCAUUUCCUCCGAUGACGAAGAAGAAGGAGAUUGCGAGCCCAUCACAAGAAACAAGCUCCGACCCAGAAAGCGGCAAACCUCCGAUCUCAUCAUGACCCCUGAGAUGGAGAAAACGCUGGAGUGUCUCGAAGCAAGCGGGAUUGCGACAAGAGGGCGGUUCCACCUCAUGUUACCUAAGGUUUACAGACAGUGCAAAAAGGGGAUCGAGGAAGCAAUUGCAUGCAAGCCCGAAGACCGUCCUUGCUUCAUAGCCGUGCUGACCUCUAAUCAGAUACGUGGGAGCACCAGGACCACAAUACCAACUUGGUUUGGGAGAGAGCAUAAGAUUGAGAGAGGAUGCAAAAGGAGUGGGAUUCUGGUGGUGUGCAAUGGGGAAAAGGCAGGUGAGCAGUGGCGCGUGGACUUGGCAAGGAGCGCGUUAAGGGAAGAGGUGUUUAUGGGGAAAGGAUGGGGAAGGUUCAUGGACGACAACAGUUUGGGAGAGGGAGAUGUGUGCCUCUUCCAGCUGGUCUCUUCAGAGGCCGAUCCGGUGAAGAUGGACGUGUCCAUCUUUCCAGCCCAGCCCAGUGACUUAACAGAAUAGAUAUCAACGUGGGCUAAGCGUAGCCCAAUUACUGUAUGGGCUUGUAUUUUGUUGGCGAUGCGCUGUUUCUGUCUUAAACUUAGGUUGAACAUGUGGAUCUGUCCCUAGAGGUGAAUAUGUUGUUUCUCUGCGUUUAUUGUCGUCAAAUAAGGACUGCCGUCAAAUAAGGACUGCCUGUGAUUAUUAAGUACAAUAGCAUAAACACCUUACAAGCGA